AUUCGUGAUUACGCUGGCGAGAUACCAGGGAUCAUGAGGGCGUUUUUAAUUUUCACCGUUUUCCUUGCUGCCGCUUCUGCGGAACAUUGCUACAAAGAAAUAGAGAAGGCUUGCGAUCCUACGUCGAAUAAAGCCGACUCGACCCCAAUAAACUGUAACGCCAAAUACGGCGCGAUAGAUGGCGUGCAGAGCGCUCUACAAAAAUACGUGAACGACCACAUCGAGCGGUCGUUCGAAUACCUCUUGAUGUCGACGCACUACGCCAACUACGAGAAAAGUCGCGAGGGUUUCGAGAAGCUUUUCCGCGGCUUUUCCGACUCGAAGUGGAAUACAGCGAUCGAUUUGAUCAAGUACAUCACGAAGCGCGGCGGGCAGAUGCGUUUUCCGGAAAUCGAUUCGGAAAUUUCCUCCAACGAAGACUACGAGAUGUACGAGUUGCAAUCGCUGGCUAAAUCUCUGGAUAUCGAGAAAACUUUGGCGGUGGAGGCCCACAACAUCCACGGACUGGCCGCCAGGAGGCGCAACGAGUUCCACGACCCGGAGAUUUCCUCGUUCAUCGAGGAAAAGUUCGUUCACAAGCAGGCCGAUGACAUUCGCGCGCUUUCCGGCCACGUUGCCGAUUUGACCAAGCUGUUGGACGGUCGUGACAGUUCCUUGUCGUUGUACUUGUUCGACGAGUACCUUCAGAAACUCUAAAUUAUUCCUUGUAGAUUUAUUUUUCAGUUAUUUCAUCCUAUGUGAUAGAUUAUUGUAUACCCAUGUAAAAAGGCUGUUUCAAUAAAUAAAGUUUUUUAUUUCU
Molecule: messenger RNA, 799 nt
Organism: Brassicogethes aeneus
Lineage: Eukaryota; Metazoa; Arthropoda; Insecta; Coleoptera; Nitidulidae
Source: the annotation of a GenBank genome assembly